GUUGAAGCUAUCCUUUUUUCGAACGCCCUAGUUAGUUAGCAUCUUACCACAAGCCCAGCGCGAAGAACAACACCACGCAGUCGACACCGACACCACCCCCGGCCAUCACCCCCCGAAACUGCCGCCCAGCAUGCCCACAGAACACCACGGCAUCACCUCGGCCGAGGUGCAUGCCAAAAUCAAGCUCCUGAUCAACGCCAUGGUCAACAUCCGCGACACCACGGGCGAGUUCCUGCUGACGCUGCCGGACGGGCGGGUGAUCGACACCAAGGGCUGGCACGACUGGGAGUGGACGCACGGCAUCGGGCUGUACGGCAUCUGGCAGUACUACACGCUGACAAACGACGCGGCGCACCUGGACGUGAUCGAGGCCUGGUUCCGCGACCGGUUCGCGGCGGGCGGGACGACCAAGAACAUCAACACGAUGGCGGUGUUCCUGACGCUGGCCUGCGUGUACGAGCGCACGCGCAACCCGGCCUACCUGCCCUGGCUCGACGCCUGGGCCGAGUGGGCCUACCACGACCUCGCGCGCACCCGCCGCGGCGGGAUGCAGCACGUCACCUACCUCGAGGAGAACGCGGGCCAGCUGUGGGACGACACGCUCAUGAUGACGGUCCUGCCGCUCGCCAAGAUCGGCGUCGUCCUCGGCCGCCCCCACUACGUCGCCGAGGCGAAGCGCCAGUUCCUCCUGCACGUGCAGUACUUGGGCGACGUGAAGACGGGCCUGUUCUUCCACGGGUGGCAGUUUGCCGAGGAGGGGCCCGGCGGGCACCAUUUUGCCACGGCGCGGUGGGCGCGCGGGAACAGCUGGGUGACCAUCGCGGUGCCGGAGUUCCUGGAGCUGCUGCGGGAGGCGGGCAUGGCGGACGAGGCGUUGGAGGAGUUCCUCAAGAGCACGCUGCAGGCGCAGUGCGAGGCGCUGCGGCCGCUGCAGGUGGCCUCGACGGGGCUGUGGCGGACGCUGCUUGAUGUGCCUGAGGAGGAAGGCUCGUACCAGGAGGCGAGCGCGACGGCGGGGUUUGCGUUCGGCGUGCUGAAGGGCCAGAGGAAGAGGUAUCUCGGGCCCGAGUUCGAGGACAUGGCGGUGAAGGCCGUGAAGGGGGUGCUGGCGAACAUCAGCGAGGAGGGCGAGCUGCUGAACACGUCGUUUGGCACCGGCAUGGGCCGCGACCUGCAGCACUACAAGGACAUUCCGGUGACGAGCAUGCCCUACGGACAGGCCAUGGCCAUAAUGGCCUUGGUAGAGUUCGCGAGGAGAUUUAUCUGAGCAACUUCUUUGUACAUGUUGUCACCGAUGUAUCAAAUAGACCCGAGGGACGUCAAAAAGUCCUUGUCCCAACGCCAACGAGCAUGU
Molecule: messenger RNA, 1354 nt
Organism: Thermothielavioides terrestris NRRL 8126
Lineage: Eukaryota; Fungi; Ascomycota; Sordariomycetes; Sordariales; Chaetomiaceae
Product: glycoside hydrolase family 105 protein
Exons: 1
Coding region: 131-1267 (378 amino acids)
Biological process (GO): carbohydrate metabolic process
Source: RefSeq, a predicted model, not a curated record